Hypoxylon fragiforme is the source of this 2697-nucleotide messenger RNA. Its product is annotated as acetyl-CoA synthetase-like protein. Bases 394 to 2517 code for a protein of 707 amino acids. The transcript has 3 exons. Lineage: Eukaryota; Fungi; Ascomycota; Sordariomycetes; Xylariales; Hypoxylaceae. Gene Ontology annotation, cellular component: endoplasmic reticulum; membrane. The record is from RefSeq and is a predicted model, not a curated record. Gene Ontology annotation, molecular function: long-chain fatty acid-CoA ligase activity. Gene Ontology annotation, biological process: long-chain fatty acid metabolic process.
GUAGGAUCAAAGUGGAUUAGGUUAGGCAGUCUUGCGCCGCCUGUGCUACCACUGUAUACUACUAUUAGUAGUUAAAGAUUGCCCACAUGCAGUUGCCCUCAUGUCGCUUCUUCCUCAUACCCUCAUAUGUAGGCAUUAGCUAAAUACAUAUCUAUAUACCUACCUACCUACUCUUGCAGCUGCAUUGCUUACAUUGUUGGUUGAGUUUGCUGUUUUACUGCUGCAAUACUACCUCAGUUCUGUUACCUAGUAUAAUCAGCACUCACAGUUUUCAUAUAUAAAUACUAGUCCAGUACUGUUAAUCAAACAACCAACCACGACCACCAAUAACCAACAACCAACAACCAACAAUUAGAACUACCUAGGAACCUUCUCUCUAAUACGUAACAAACGAUGGCCGGGCCCGAUCCCCAAACCGCUGCACAGAUCAAACUUCUAUCGACGCCACCUCCCCCCGGCGCGCCUUACGCUCUGCCUCUUCCUGGCACCGAACGGGAAGGCCGAUCCCCCAUUUAUAGGCAUUGGCGAUUUCAAGACAAGCCUCUAUUAGCAACUUACGCGCCCGAGUUACGCACCUUUCACGAUCUCUUCCAAGAUGCCGUCAAGAGAUAUCCCAAUAACAAAUGCCUGGGGACGCGACCCUGGAACCCCUUAACCAAAGCCUGGGAAGACCACUACGUUUGGCAGACCUAUGCCGAGGUUGCGCUCCGGGGUAAGAAUUUUGGAUCUGGUAUAUACGAGCUUCAUCGCCGUAUUGGAGUUCCGCCUGGCAACCAUGGAGUUGGUAUCUGGAGCCAGAACAGAGCCGAGUGGCAACUCGCAGAUAUCGGAUUCAGUUCGCAGUCGCUAUUUUCCGUCUCCCUCUACGAAUCCUUAGGUCCCGACGCGUCCGAGUACAUCAUCCGACAUGCCGAACUUUCUUGCAUAGUAACCUCACUACCUCACGUCCCCACCCUUUUAAGUAUUGCGGCCCGGAUACCUGCCCUAAAGCUUAUCAUCUGUAUGGAUCCUCUAGAUGCUGGGGAACAGCAAGGGUACUCUAAAUUGGCUCUGUUGAACGGCAUUGCUGCCCAGCAUGGCGUGCAGAUUUGGUCAGUAGAGGAUGUCGAGGCGCUUGGGGCUAAAGCAGUCCAUCCCACGAGACCUCCCCGCCCUGAGGAUAUCCUUACCGUGAACUACACGUCCGGCACCACUGGUGAUCCCAAGGGAGUGGUGCUUACGCACGCAAACUGUGUUGCGGCACUCGCAAGCGCUCGUUCCAGUGGUUCCUAUACCGACAAGGACAUCACGAUAUCUUACCUACCCCUUGCCCACAUAUAUGGGCGUAUGAUUGAUCAAUGCACCGUGGUUUCAGGCGGCGCAGUAGGAUAUUUCCAUGGCAACAUAUUGGAAUUGGUGGACGACUUGAAAUUACUUAGGCCCACGGGCUUUAUUUCGGUCCCCCGUUUGUUCAAUCGAUUCAAUCUAGGUAUUCGAGCCCAGACUGUCAACGCUGAAGGCGUAAAGGGUGCUCUUUCACGAAAGGUUAUAGAGACCAAGAAGGCAAGCAUGAGAUUGCCGCCUGGAAAAGCUACCAACAAGCACUUCCUCUACGACCGUAUAUGGACUCCCAAGGUUCGGGCCGCCAUGGGGUUGGACCGGUGCCGCGCGAUGGUGAGUGGGAGUGCGCAAUUGGACCCUCACGUUCACGAAUUCCUUCGAGCGGCUCUGGGGAAUUUCUUCUCUCAGGGCUAUGGUCUUACCGAGUCAUAUUCUGCGGGGUCAUUCCAGGUUGACGGUGACUACUCGACAGGAAAUAUCGGUGGUCCCAUGCCUGGCGUGGAAAUCUGCUUAGAAUCCCAACCCGAACUUGAGUAUCUUGUGACAGACACGCCCAGGCCGCGAGGAGAGUUGUUAUUGCGAGGUCCAUUUAUCUUCCAGGGGUACCUGAAGAACGAGGAAGAGACCCAAAAAGCUCUAGAGUCGGACGGAUGGUUUCACACGGGUGAUAUCGUCGAGAUUGACGAACUAGGCCGAAUUAGGAUCAUUGAUCGCAAGAAGAACGUGCUCAAGUUGUCUCAAGGAGAGUAUAUUUCUCCCGAACGGCUCGAGAAUGUGUUCAUGGGCAGCUCGAACCUGAUUGCAACAGCUUUCGUCCACGGCGAACCUACCGAGUCAACCUUGGUUGGCGUCUUUGGAGUGGACCCGGCUACAUUCGGACCGUUUGCUAGCAAAGUGUUGAAGAAGACGGUGGCUCCGGAGGAUAUCGAAGCGAUCAAGGUGGCGGCCCGAGAUCCUCGGGUCGUAAAAGCGUUCCUGAAGCAUCUCGAUGGUAUCGCCAAGAAGCACAAGUUCAACGGCUAUGAGAGAGUGCGUAACUGUAUCCUCGACUUUGAACCGUUUACCAUCGAGAAUGAGCUUUUAACUCCAACACUAAAACUAAAACGACCGCAAACAGCGAGGAAGUUUAAGGAUGAUAUCCACCGCUUAUAUGCGGAGAUCAAUGCCGAGACCGAAAACGUGAAGUCGAAGCUGUAACUCUUACCCCGAAAUUCGUAUCAUGAACGAGUUAAUGUAUUUCUUACUUUUGAAUGUAUAAUUUAGAUUUAUAUAAAGAAUAGUUAAGUGAAAUGAAGGAAUUACUCAUUAUUUUGAUUUAUAGAAUUUAUGAAAAGAAAUUUCAUAAUUAAUUCUUUUUUUUUUAAAAAAAAACCCCCC